UUUAAACAGGCAUAGUUCAGACACCUUGUUGUCCUCUGAAAGACCCUUCAUAAUUCCAACAUGGCGGCGUCCAUACGGGUGUGCUGUGCCCUCCGCAUCACAAUCGGAGGUGCAGCACCACUCCGUACCAUAGGGGGAGCAGUUCAGGUAUCCCACUUUGCGAGUCGAGCCUCAGCUGCUUCUCUCCAAAGAAACCCUGCACUUGCAUUGUUCCCUGCAACAGCAUGGCAGCAAACCAGACAUGGCAGCUUCUUCAACAAGCUAACGGCUGAAGAGUUGUGGAAAGGUGUGUUGGCGGAGUCGGGUUCCGGAGCCAGGAAGGGCCGAGGGAAGAGAACCAAGCGCAAACUGAAGAGGGACCUGAACCGAGGACAGAACAUCGGAGAAGGUCGUGGUGGUUUUCUGUGGCCUGGUCUGAACGCUCCGGUGCUAAAGGAUGGGACUCUGCAGAGCAUGAGUCGCAGAGGCGAGACUGAGCAGCAGGAGGUGCAAGCUGAACUAGUGCGUAUGAGGGAUGAGUGGGAGAGGAAGAGGAAGAUGAAGGUGAAGAGGGAAAGAGGAUGGACAGGAAACUCCUGGGGGGGCAUCAGCCUGGGCCCCCCUGACCCUGGACCCAAUGGAGAAACUUACGAAGACUUUGAUUCACGUGUCAUUGAGGUCAAGAAUGUGUUCAACAUGACGGCCAAGGAGGGCAGGAAGCGGUCCAUCAGCUGUCUGGUCGCCGUGGGAAACGGCAAUGGAGCCGCAGGCUUUGCGUUGGGUAAAGCAGCAGACAGAAACACAGCUCUGAGGAAGGCCAAGAACAGAGCCAUCCACUACUUGUACUAUAUAGAACGAUACAACAACCACACCAUUUAUCAUGACAUUGAAUCCAAGUUCAAGAGGACAACGCUACGCAUGAAGAAACAAAACGAAGGUUUUGGUCUGCACUGCCACCGGGCGGUCAUCACUCUGUGCAGGCUGAUCGGCGUACAGGACAUGUACUGCAAAGUAGAAGGAUCUGUCAAUCUCCUCAACAUCACCAGAGCCCUCUUCACAGGAUUAGCCAAUCAGGAAACCCACCAGAAGCUGGCCGACAAGAAGCAGCUCCACGUUGUUGAGUUUCAGUCGCAGCGAGGCCCGCUGCCCAUGGUGGUGGCGAGUCCUAAAGACGGUGCACGACCUAUCCCGGAGCCUGAGGACGAGAUCCCCAACACCCGGCUGCACUGGGACGACGUACAAGCCGCACAGGGAACCAAACACUCGAUCUGGGCGGGUGUCAAACGUACCAUCUGGUAGUGGCCUGAUGACUGCAUCGGGCCACAAGACAAAGGAAUGGACUGAUAGAGACCAGGAGUGUCAGAUUGAGGGCCUGACUUUUGGCUUUCAUAAGAAAAGCUGAAAAUAUGUGUGGAAUAAGAACAUUCUUGUUUAAUCAUGUCCAGAUCUAGUGGAUUGUGAUCAUUUUGUCAACUGAGGACUAAAAUUCCAUUUUUCUCAAACUGAAGACAUCUCAUUUGAAAACAUAAUCCAGCUACACUCAGUAAAAGCCACAAUUGACAUUCAGUAAAAUAUUAAUGCCCUGGAUAUCAAUGUUUCCUUUAUAACUGUAAAAGAUUGUUCUACUUCCUCGUCCACGUGGAAUUGUUGCAAAAUACAGUAUGAAAUAAAGUAUGGAUCUGUAAAAAUA
This is a messenger RNA of Siniperca chuatsi (mandarin fish), 1669 nucleotides long. It is a transcript of the gene mrps5, whose product is annotated as mitochondrial ribosomal protein S5. The transcript has 12 exons. The coding region runs from base 61 to 1278 and encodes 405 amino acids. Lineage: Eukaryota; Metazoa; Chordata; Actinopteri; Centrarchiformes; Sinipercidae. Gene Ontology annotation, molecular function: RNA binding; structural constituent of ribosome. Gene Ontology annotation, cellular component: ribosome. Gene Ontology annotation, biological process: translation. The record is from RefSeq and is a predicted model, not a curated record.